Molecule: messenger RNA, 1665 nt
Organism: Striga hermonthica
Lineage: Eukaryota; Viridiplantae; Streptophyta; Magnoliopsida; Lamiales; Orobanchaceae
Source: the annotation of a GenBank genome assembly
AUGGAAAGAGGAGAAAGCUCCGGCUCCCACCAUUCCACCGGAGAUGUCAUUUGGGCUAAACUAGUGCCACUGGAUUCGAGCUACUUGGACAUCGAGUUGCGGUCAACUGAGGUGGUAGUCUGCUCAGAGAUAAAGAGUUCUUUAAGUGAAAAGCAAGAAUGGUGCAAGAUAACUAGGGAAAAGGAUCAAAGUUCGGCCAUAAUACAGAACAAGAGUUUUGAUCCAAUCCUUGUUGAUGGCUCGGUUGUUCACAAAGAUGAUACGGCCAUCAUAAGAUGUGGCAGUGAAAUUAUCCUGGGUCCUGAGGCUGAUGGAUAUAUGAGGUAUAUGUUUAAAGUAAUGCCUAAAGAGGAGCCUUGCAAGAAGCAGCUGAAGAUCCUUCUAGACCCCGAGCAUGCCAAAUGCUCUAUAUGUUUAAAUGUUUGGCAUGAUGUUGUGACUGUCGCACCCUGCCUUCACAAUUUCUGCAAUGGAUGUUUCUCAGAAUGGUUGAAAAGGUGUCAAGCGAAACGUUCUAGUGUUUUAUGUCCUCAAUGCAGAGCAGUUGUACAGUUUGUUGGAAAAAACCAUUUUUUGCAUAGUAUUGAAGAGGAUAUACUGCAGUCUGACUCUUCUCUCAGGCGCUCAAACGAAGAGAUUGCAGUUUUAGAUUCAUGUUCAUCAAUCAAGUCACCUCUUGUUGUUUGCAGUGGACAAAAACUAAAGCGGAAAAGGGCUCGUGUGUUACUUGAUGAGGAGAAUGAUAGAGAUUUUCCAUGCCCACAAUGUGGCACUGAAUACUCUGGUUUCCGGUGCAAUGAGAGCACUGUUCAUCUUCAAUGCCAAUCAUGUGGUGGAAUGAUGCCUUCCAGAUCAAAUGUUGCUGUGCCGCAACACUGCCUAGGAUGUGAUCGAGCGUUUUGUGGUGCCUACUGGCAUGCUCUGGGAGUCGCCCCUUCUGAGGCCUAUCCUGCAUGCAGUCCUGAUGCUUUAAAACCUAUUGCUGAUCGUACCAUAACAAGGAUACCCUUUUUCGCGCACGAAAAAAAUAGGCACGAACAAGAUAUAACAGAAAAAUGUAUCAGGCAGAUGGGAAGAUCCUUUCAAGACGUGGUUUCAGAAUGGAUAAGAAAAUUUAGCAACAGAGAAGUCGAUAGAACCCGGCUUCCAUUGAAUCACCCUGAUAUGAUUACUUCUCAGACACACGUUUGCAGUGAGUGCUACGAGAAAUUAGUCUCAUUUCUCUUGUACUGGUUCCGGAUCACAUUGCCAAAACAUUUAUUACCUCCAGAAGCAGUGGAGAGGCAAGACUGCUGGACCAGGCUUGAGUCCGGUGCCUCAGGCUCCCCGAUUCCAGCUGCCCCUAGCAUUAGGACAUCGGAUCCUUCCGAUAGUUGUGGUCACUCGGCGGCGACCACCGGCGGUGGCGGUGGGGGAGGGCGUAGUGGUGGUGUGAGAGGCUGUUGGCUCGGGUUUCCUGUUGUGGUCAGGGUGCGCAUCCGUUGGCUUGAGGAUGGGGCUUCAUGUCCCUGUCUUCGUUUGUUCGUUUGUUUGGCCAUCAGUGGCCUUUGGACUUCUGCAGGCGGUGGGUGUGGCAGGGAGGGCGUAGGUUCCGGUCUUCUCGUGUUGCCUAGGGUGGUACUUCAUGAGAAAUUUGGUUCCUCAGUCUGGGUCGAGUCAGCCUGA